Messenger RNA from Medicago truncatula (barrel medic), 1748 nucleotides. RefSeq lists its product as uncharacterized. The transcript has 6 exons. NCBI's taxonomy places the organism in Eukaryota, Viridiplantae, Streptophyta, Magnoliopsida, Fabales, Fabaceae. The record is from RefSeq and is a predicted model, not a curated record. The coding region runs from base 244 to 1467 and encodes 407 amino acids. Gene Ontology annotation, biological process: recombinational repair.
UGUCUUUCUAUGAUAUGAUUGAAUCCACCAUGAACUAGUAGGUGGCACUUGAGAUGUUGGUUGGUCUUUUGUCCUCAAAACUCAACAUGUCUACGGUCCAGGAACUAGUUUGUAUGGGUUUGUAUAGGAAUGAGUAAAUAUUGAUGGGAGAAGAACAAUUUUUUAAAUAUUACGAUAUUUAAUCACAUAAAAGUGGAUUUAUGUUUCAGGGCUCGACUAUUUUGAGGGAAUGAACAAAACUAGAUGGUAUGCUGUGCGGGUUGGCCUCAGCCCAAGAGAAAAAGAAGAAAAAGCAUUUGCUUCCCGCGCGAGGGUUUUCUCGAUUUAGGGGCAAAGAUGGAAACGGAAGAACCAUGGGAAUCUCUUGACAUCGACGAUUCUGAUCUCUCCAACUUCCUCCGCCCUUGCAACCACCACCGCAUCACCGAUACUCCUCUCAUUCCCGGUCCAGCCGGUGCUGUUCAGUCCGCCAUGAUUCAACGCAGAACCCUAGGUUCCUCCAACACACUUCCCACUCAAGAAUUGGUUAGGCACGUUCUCCAAAAUGGCCAUGACUCCGAUCUCGAUUUCAACUCCAAUCCAUGGCUCUCUGCUCAAGUCCAUGUGGAAUCUGUUACUCCUUUGAACUCGAUCAAGAAGCAUCUGAACGGUGAAGGAAAAGUUCCGAGUAUCGUAGCUGUUAUCAAAUCAUGCACUCCUAACGGUUUUGGAGACAUGACGGUUACCCUAAAGGAUCCUACAGGUUCAGUUGGUGCUAGUAUCCACCGCAAAGUCUUCACUGAAGGAGGAUUUAGAAAGGAUAUAACUGUUGGUUCUGUUCUACUUCUCCAAAAGGUUGCUGUGUUUUCACCUAAUGGCUCUACUUGCUAUCUGAAUAUAACACUGAGCAAUAUACUCAAGGUCUUUUCCAAGGACAGUGGACCUCCGUCACAACAAAUCUCGGCAAUCCGAACUACACCUAUUAGCGGUGCAGAAAGACAGGAAAAGUCAUGGAUGCCACCAAGCAGUGUGCUGUCUUUGCCACAAGAAAGAACUCAAGGAAUCCUGAAUAAUCUCAGAGUAGAAUCAAGGUUCAGAGAAGUAGCAGGUAAUGGUAAACAAAGGGAUGAAAAUUUGGUUUUAAGUGGCUGUCAUUUUGAUAAUGGAGGUGAUCAAAACCAAAAAACUGUUUCAGAUCGAGAAAACUUAUCACUGAGACAGGAUAUUGUUCGACCUGUCGAAGCAAUUUGUGGUGGUGACCUUGAAAGUGAGAUGGAAGACCAACAAAACCAUCCUAAUUUGGGCAAAGGAGACAGUCUGGUGGGGAAUGAUCAAGCCAAUAGUUCUUCAUCAAACUCGGCACAUAUAUCUGCUGACCAAGAAACUGGAAUAGAAAACCACAUGGAAACUCAGGAGAUCAUGAAUCCAAAAAGUUCAAUUCCGCAAUGGACAGAUGAACAGCUGAACGAGCUGUUGUCAUUUGACUGAGAUGACAAUUUCUAUUUGUCAAACUAAAGUAACAGAUGAUGCUGAUAUACUUAGUUUACAUGUAUUUUGGUAGUGCAACUUUUAGCAGUUUAAUGGUGAAACAAUGAUAAUUGGACACAAUGUCAACACGGUAUACCCAGCACGUGUUUUGUAAAUAUUUCCACACAAUACUGCCAGGUUAGUUUGGAAUAUGGAAGCACAUUUGGGAUUGUAAUUGGAUAUUUCAAUUGCAAUUAUCUUGAUUCAUGUUUGGGAAUAUACAAUAGCUUGAAUCUGGACUA